Olea europaea var. sylvestris is the source of this 585-nucleotide messenger RNA. Its product is annotated as cytochrome P450 CYP749A22-like. Gene Ontology annotation, molecular function: iron ion binding; heme binding; oxidoreductase activity, acting on paired donors, with incorporation or reduction of molecular oxygen. Bases 1 to 585 code for a protein of 194 amino acids. Lineage: Eukaryota; Viridiplantae; Streptophyta; Magnoliopsida; Lamiales; Oleaceae. The transcript is spliced from 3 exons. The record is from RefSeq and is a predicted model, not a curated record.
AUGGUUACUGCGAUCAUUGCGAGUGUUGAAAGUAUGCUCGAAAAAGGGAGGGAUUAUGAAGGCAAAGAAAUUGAUGUAUGCAAAGAAUUCUUGGCUUUGGGUUCAGAAGUGAUUUCCAAGACAGCUUUUCAAAGCAGUUACUUGGAAGGGAACACGAGGAGUAGCACAAUCCCUUAUAAAUUGGUUUAUGUUUCCAUUUUUAUUCGAUCUGGGAUUUUAUCUCUUAAGAGCGAUUUCCUUGGUUCACUACUAAAAGUUCACCAUGAUUCUAAUAAGAAAAAUAGAAUAUCAGUAGAUGAUGAUGAUGUAAUUGAUGAAUGUAAGGUAUUUCACAUUGCUGGACAUGAAACAACUAGCAGCUUUCUAUUUUGGCCUUCUCUUCCCUUAGCAAUCCAUACAGAUUGGCAAGAAGAAGCAAGAAAAGAAGUUCUUGAACUAUUUGGAAGAGAAAAUCCAACAUCAGAAUGCCUUGCCAGAAUGAAGACUGCAAAGUUAGAUAUAGACGAACAUCUCCUAUACUUCGCUACUUCAAUCACAUGCCUCCUCUCUCUCGUUAUAUGUUUAGGUAACAAUGAUCAUCAAUGA